Cydia strobilella is the source of this 2993-nucleotide messenger RNA. RefSeq names its product 1-acyl-sn-glycerol-3-phosphate acyltransferase gamma-like. The coding region runs from base 177 to 1328 and encodes 383 amino acids. The record is from RefSeq and is a predicted model, not a curated record. The transcript is spliced from 8 exons. Gene Ontology annotation, cellular component: endomembrane system. Lineage: Eukaryota; Metazoa; Arthropoda; Insecta; Lepidoptera; Tortricidae. Gene Ontology annotation, molecular function: 1-acylglycerol-3-phosphate O-acyltransferase activity.
UCGUGUCGUGUCGUGUCUACUGUCUGUGUCUAGUGCUAAUAAUGGUGAUGGUGAAUCUCAUCUAAAUAAAUUCCGUAGUUAUUUUAGUGAUUCGUAUUAACCUGCUUGAUGGAAUUUACGUACCGCAUUUGGUAAUCGAUUUAAUGACUGCUACAAGUAGCUGACAAAUUUGUAAAAUGAUAAGUUUAGAUAUAAUUAAACAGUCAACCUUCAUCCAUGUCUGUUUCGCCAUAUCCUACUUUACGUCAGGGUUGGCGCUCAGCAUGGUGCAGGCAACCCUAUGGUUUAGCCUCAGACCAUUCAACAAGAGGUUGUACAGAAAGAUAAAUUAUUAUCUGGCAUACUCAUUAAACAGCCAGUUGGUGUUCAUGUCACAAUGGUGGGCAAGGACAAAAAUGUCUGUCUAUAUAAAAAAGGAUGAAUAUGAGAAGUAUUAUGGCAAAGAGCAUGGUUACCUUAUUAUGAACCAUAGCUGCGAAAUAGACUGGCUGAUGGGUUGGCAUUUCUGUGAUGUGAUCCAAGUUUUAGGGAAUUGCAAAGCAUAUGCAAAGAAGUCCAUUCAGUACAUGCCACCCAUUGGAUGGAUGUGGAAGUUCUCAGAAUUCGUAUUUUUGGAGAGGUCCUUUGAUAAAGAUAAGGAGAUUAUUAAGAACCAGAUUAAAGAAAUAUGUGACUAUCCGGAUCCAGUAUGGCUGUUGAUGACUCCCGAAGGAACUCGCUUCACAAAGAAGAAACAUGAGGCCUCCCUGAAGUUCGCUAAGGAGAAAAACCUCCCUCUCCUCAAACAUCACUUGACGCCUCGAACGAGAGGGUUCACCACCAGCCUGCCGCACUUCAGGGGGAAGAUUCCAGCUAUUUAUAACAUUCAGCUGGCAUUUGACAAAGACGCCAAGAACCCCCCGACCAUAACGAGCCUGCUGUACGGCAAGCAAGUGCACGCACACUUGUACAUCGAACGGAUCCCCGUGGAAAACGUUCCGGAAGACGAGGCGGCGGCCUCGCAGUGGGUGCACGAUUUAUUCGUCAUCAAGGACAAAAUGGCGGAAUCAUUCCACAACACGGGCGACUUCUUCCUACAUUCGGGCGUAGAACGGAUCGAGCCGUUCCAGUACUCCAUCCGGAUCUACUCGCUCAUCAACACGCUCGGCUGGGCCGUGAUCACGCUCACACCCAUGAUGUACUACCUCAUGGGACUGUUACUUAGUGGGAGACUGUUGUACUUUUCCAUUGGUGUCGCUAUAUUUUUUGGAUUUUACGUCAUCUUGCAGAAGUCUAUUGGCAUGUCAAAGAUUAGCCAGGGCUCAUCUUAUGGGACUGAAAAGAAAUAAACGUUACAUUAUAUUGUUACAGUAUUGACAAGGAAUAUUAUAGUUCAUACUAUAAAAUCAAAUAACGAAAAUUCUUUAUAUAAAUAAUGUUUUAUACAGUUAACAAUCGGCCUUUUCUAUAGUUCGUUUUUUAUUAGCAUUAGAAAAAAGGUAAACCAAUCUUGACGUGUCUUUUUAUUGAAAAGUAUUGUAAUACGCUUUUAAAAAAUUAGUUUAUAUUACUUAUGAAAGCAAAAUAAUGUAAAAGAUCGUAUAUGAUUUAUAUUUGUGACAUAUUUGCUGUGACUUAUUUUUCAAAAGUGAUUUUUAAUAAAAAGACACGUCAAGAUCGCUUACCUUCUUUCAUAUGCUAAAAAAAACGAACUAUAGUUGUGUUGAACACAUUCAGUGCCAGCGCGUAACACGCGCUACGAGCGUAGCCGAUAACGUGCAAAAUCUCGCUCUUAUACGACUACGAAUAGAGAACCCGACUAUCGGGUCACUGACACUGAAUGUGUUACCUUGGUAUUGUAGCUGUAAUGUUGCAAUACAAAACACAACGGUAUUAUAUUUGGUGAUAACGUAAGGGGCUAAACUGUUUAUAUUUGAUUGUUUAGACUAAUGAACCAUUUAAUUUGAUACUCGGGAAAAUGGGAAAUUUAAAAAAAAUUGACAUGGUUUAAAGUUUUGGUUACAUUCUACUUAGAAUCUUGAGAAGUACUAUAAAUUCUAGUAGCAGAAGAUUGUCUACAGACAUAAAUAUGAUAUGUGUGGUAAAUAAAUAACUAAACCAACAAGAACAUAUACUAUGUAUAAGUGUGGACUAUUAGAAAUUAGUGGUGAUAUCAUUUCUGAGCGGAAUAUGUCCUAAAAUUCUCACAAUCUGUUUAAAUUUCCCACCUAGGUAUUGUUUUUUAUAAAGUCUAUUGAUUAAAAGCAGCGAUCCGAAACAAUGGAUGCAAUUAACUAUUUCAAUCUAUUUAUCUAUUUGCUGAACGCAUUCCUUACAUUACAUGUGAUUUGUGAAGAAUCACUUUUUUUACUUCUCGCACAAUGUUUUACUACCAGCACAAAUGCCCGAGGUGGGCUUAUUUUAGUUUUAAAACUUUACCCAUCCUAGCUAAGCUGAUUUUAAAGACUGAUACAUAAUUAUGUCCUAACAGGACAGCUUUUUGUAAAAUAUCAAUAUAAUUGCAUCCACAUAGUUUCGCGAGAAUUCGUGUAAGUAAUAUUUUUAUAGAUUCAUGUUCCCUUCAUUUUUUUUUUAGAAUAAGACUUGUGGUGUUUGAAAUUGUCCAACUGGAAAGGAUAUUUUAACUCUUUAUUUUGUUAUUCAACGAUUUUAGGAAUAUAUCAUUGAGUUUGGUCAAAAGCCAACAGUAGGUAAGUAUUUUAGAAAGUUAGCCAAACCAAUUUUAAUGGUUGGAUUUGGAGUUAUAAGUAUGCCAAUACGUUUACGUUUUUUCUGAAGAUUGUUUACAAAUCCGUGCGCAAAUAUUUUCUAAUGUCUACCUAACGUUAUUAAGUAAGAUAGUUUUGGCAUAAAUAAAGCGAAAAUUUUUGAAUACCAAUUUAGGUACUUACUUACCUAUACCCUAUUUAUUAUAAAAAGCACAAAAUUUGUGAUAGGUUAUUUGUAUCAUUAUUGGGUUUAUUUAUUGUUUUUAUUAUAUGGUUACAAUCUUG